Gossypium raimondii (Peruvian cotton) is the source of this 1174-nucleotide messenger RNA. Its product is annotated as LOB domain-containing protein 4. NCBI's taxonomy places the organism in Eukaryota, Viridiplantae, Streptophyta, Magnoliopsida, Malvales, Malvaceae. The coding region runs from base 241 to 756 and encodes 171 amino acids. The transcript has 2 exons. The record is from RefSeq and is a predicted model, not a curated record.
CUCUCAUUAUUUCUCUCUUUACCUAUUCUUCAUCUUCUUCGGCUAGUAUGUGUUGGUCCUUGAGUUUCUGCUACCUACUCUAAUAUUAUAGAUCAUCUCCCUGUAGGGAAAACAACCUGCAAUUAAACUAGGGUUUGAGCUUUUUCUUAUUGACAGUAAAGUUUUAAGACUUGUAAAGGUAAUCCUACAAUAUACACAGAGAGAGAGAGAGAGAGGGAGUAGUGGUGGUACUGGAUAAGAAUGAAGGAGAGUGGAGGAAGGAAGCAGGGAGCAGCGUCGCCAUGUGCAGCAUGCAAACUUCUAAGGAGAAGGUGUGCCCAUGACUGUGUUUUUGCUCCUUAUUUCCCAGCCGAUGAGCCCCACAAGUUUGCUAAUGUCCACAAGGUCUUCGGUGCUAGCAAUGUCAACAAGAUGCUCCAGGAACUGCCGGUGCACCAACGGGGAGACGCGGUGAGUAGCAUGGUGUAUGAGGCCAACGCCCGGGUACGUGACCCCGUAUACGGUUGCGUGGGAGCCAUAUCAUCACUGCAGCAGCAGAUAGACACCCUUCAAACCCAAUUGGCACUGGCCCAGGCAGAGGUGGUGCACCUCCGGGUGAGGCAGACUGCAUCCUAUUCACAUCAUGGAUUCGCCCCUACAAGCCCAACUAAUAGCGGCUCACCCUCUUCCAACCACGGUUCACAAGUUAAGCCCAUUUUUGACAUGGACGUGGUAAUGGACCAGGCUAGCUUGGGAGAACCCAUGUGGUCAUGCUAGCUUAAUUAUUAUAUAUUAUUACUCUAUAUAGGCUACAUUUUUGUCACCCUAUGCUUAAUUUCCCUUACGGUAUAAUACCUAAAUCCUUUAUAUACAGCAAUUUGAAUGGAAAAAAAAAGGGAGGUGGUGGCAGCAGCGGUGGCGCUGUGGCGGCUGGAGUGGUGGUGGCGUCAAGGUCAUUUAGCUUAUUAUAGUUUUGCAAAGGUCAUGGUCAUUAACUAUAUAUUAUGUAUAUAUACAAUUUUAACCUUAUAUAUGUUUCCCCACCCCAAAAAAUACCCUUAUAUAGUGAGUAAUUUAUAUAAUGUACUGAAGCUGGUACAUGAAUUUCUCCAUUAUAGCGAGUACUUUUCUAUAAUGGACCGAUGAAAACCGUAUCUAUUAUUUCCUCGGAUAUAAGUUACCCAGAUUCAGAGUA